AUGCCGCACCAACCAAGCCUCGCCGACGCGGCGGCCAACCUAUCCGAGCUCUUCCAGCGAGCCGGCCAGAAGACGACGACGAGUGAACAGGACCUGGUGAUGGUGUCGCGGCAGAUGCUGCGGCUGCUGGCGGCGCCGCUGCUGGAGCAAAUGGGACUGCCGCAGACAACAUCGUCGGUGGCGCUGCUGGACAAUGCGUGCGGGACCGGGGUGGUGACGCAGGAGGUGCAGUCGGCGCUGGCCGUGGAGGUGCUGAGGCGGAGCAGGUUUAUGUGCGCCGACAGCUCCGAAGCGAUGAUUGGGCUGGUGAGGAAGAGGGCGGCGGCGGAGGGGUGGGUGAAUGUCGAGGCGAGGGUUGCGGAUGCAAGAGACAGCGGAUUGCCGGCGGACUCGUUUAGUCACGUUGCCGUCGCGCUGGGGCUCCAUAUUAUCCCAGACCCAGACGCGGUCAUCGAAGACUGCCGGCGCAUGCUGCGGCCCGGGGGUAUCUUCGGCGCAACAACCUUCCCGCAGCGCAACGGCCAAAUGUUCUGGUACCCAGACAUGCGGUCGGCGUUUGCGUCGCUGCCGUUCCCGACACCGCCGCUGCCGGACACGAUGCCGAUGCAGAUGCACUCGAGCGGGCGGUGGGACGACGCGGCGUGGGUGGAGCAGCACCUCCGGAAGCGACACGGGCUCGCCGGGGUGACGGUGCGGACGGUGGGCGGGCGGUGGCGGGUCGAGGACGCGGGCGAGUUUGUGGCGGCGUUUGGCGUCAUGCUGCCGUGGUUGAUGGCCACGUGGUGGGACGAGGAGACGAGGAUGGAGCAUCCGGUGGACAAGGUGCGGGAGCUGGUGAGGAGGCACCUUGCGGAGAAGCAUGGGGGGGGAGGAUGGGAGGUCGAGUGGGAGGUGCUGAGCAUGACGGGCGUUGAGCCUUGA
Messenger RNA from Hirsutella rhossiliensis, 921 nucleotides. Its product is annotated as methyltransferase domain-containing protein. Bases 1 to 921 code for a protein of 306 amino acids. The transcript has 3 exons. The record is from RefSeq and is a predicted model, not a curated record. Gene Ontology annotation, molecular function: methyltransferase activity. NCBI's taxonomy places the organism in Eukaryota, Fungi, Ascomycota, Sordariomycetes, Hypocreales, Ophiocordycipitaceae.